Messenger RNA from Dermochelys coriacea (leatherback sea turtle), 927 nucleotides. RefSeq names its product putative olfactory receptor 52P1. The transcript has a single exon. Gene Ontology annotation, biological process: G protein-coupled receptor signaling pathway. The coding region runs from base 1 to 927 and encodes 308 amino acids. Gene Ontology annotation, cellular component: membrane. The record is from RefSeq and is a predicted model, not a curated record. Lineage: Eukaryota; Metazoa; Chordata; Testudines; Dermochelyidae. Gene Ontology annotation, molecular function: G protein-coupled receptor activity; olfactory receptor activity.
AUGGCAGAUUUUAACCUCACCUCAUCUGACCUUUCAACAUUCAUCCUAAUGGGCAUCCCUGGCCUAGAAGUUGCUCACAUUUGGAUUUCCAUUCCUUUCUCUAUGCUCUAUGUAAUCAGCCUGUUGGGAAAUUCCAUGGUUCUCUUUGUUGUAGGUAAAGAGCAGACCCUGCACAAGCCGAUGUACCUGCUACUUUGCAUGCUGGCGCUCACAGACAUCGCCAUGUCUACUUCCGUCAUACCGAUGACACUGUGUAUAUUUUGGUUCAAUUUGAAAGGCAUUACUGUGGGUGGCUGUCUCACCCAGAUGUUCUUUCUUCACAUGGUUUCUAUUAUGCAGUCAGCUGUCCUCGUGACAAUGGCCUUCGAUCGCUAUGUCGCCAUAUGUAACCCUCUGAGAUAUGCCACCAUCCUCACCAAUCUUCGAAUAGUUAAGCUAGGGCUUGUGGGUUUGAUAAGAGCUGUUCUCUUAAUUCUGCCCCUUCCCCUGCUUCUCAGUAGGCAGCCAUUCUGUGCUAACCACAUUAUCCCCCACACGUACUGUGAGCAUAUAGCUGUGGUGAAGAUGUCAUGUGGGGACACCACUGUGAACAGGACAUACAGCUUGGUGACGGCAUUUGUAGUCACUGGUUUAGAUCUGACACUGGUUGCCCUGUCCUACAGUCUGAUCAUCAGGGCCGUCCUCAGAAUCUCCUCCAAAAAAGCCCUCAACACCUGCACAGCCCAUAUCUGUGUGAUAAUGACGUCUUUUACUCUCUUCUUUUUCUCUACUCUGACACACCGGUUUGGUAAGCACAUCACUGUCCAAGUUCACAUCAUUUUGGCCAACCUCUUGUUCCUCAUCCCCCCCAUACUCAACCCGAUCAUUUAUGGGGUCAAAACCAAAGAGCUUCAUGACAAAUUGGUCAAAUACACCUGCAGAAGGUGA